Molecule: messenger RNA, 12408 nt
Organism: Leptomonas pyrrhocoris
Lineage: Eukaryota; Euglenozoa; Kinetoplastea; Trypanosomatida; Trypanosomatidae
Exons: 1
Coding region: 1-12408 (4135 amino acids)
Source: RefSeq, a predicted model, not a curated record
AUGCUGCACGACCUUCCCCACGACCGAGGGCCGUCUCUCCCUUUCGCAUUCGGCGGCGGUGGUGGUGGUGGUGGUCGCCGCGCUGUCACCGGCAUCGGCGGCACUUACAGUAGUAACGGCGUUGGUGUCUCCAAUGGCGUCGCUCGAACGGCAGCUGAUGGCCCUGCACGUGGCGACACCCUCUGCGGCGACCCUUCUCCCUCCUCAGCGAACGCGGUGGAUGAGUUGGGCGGCAGCACUGUUGUGGGAGAGGCGGGUGUGAAUGGACGUCGUUUACCGCGGCCGACGCCGGUACCACGGUGGUCGCAGGUGCCGCCGGAAGCACGGCCCAGUACGGCACCGUAUCUUCUCCAUCGUUACGGCCGCGGUGGUGGUGGUGGCGGUGGUCUGGGUGAGAGCCUCAACGCCUUCAAGCUGUACGUCGCCGACGACGGUGAGAUGAAAAUGGGCGACCACCACAACGACUUCUACGGCUUCAACUACGACCCGACGGACGAGACGGACGAGAUGGCAAACUUGCGGCGGCAGCUGCUGGGCGCCAGCGGCGGUGGCGGCGACUUCUACGAGGAUACGGAGGACUCCGUGUACGGCUCAUCAGACGACGCGUUUGAGCAGCGAAACUCCUACGCUGCUGGGGGAGAGGCCGCUUACGAGAAGGGCGACGCAGAGAACACCGUGGCCGACCUCCGCAGCUGGGCGGUGGAGCCGGCGCUGCAGCUCAAGGGCGUCUCUCGACGUCGACGACUCCCACCGAAGCGGCCGGGCGGCGCAGGACACCGUGGCAAGAAAAAGGGCCGACGACUGCGCCGGCACCUGCGUGACGCGCUGACGGGCGCUCCGUUCAGUCGUCAGGCCAGCAAGGAGAACGGGGGAGGUGGCGGCGCUGGCACGACCCAGAUGCUGGCACGAUCGAACCGGUCACUUUCCUACACCACUUCAACGAUGCAGAGGAACGGACGAACGAGCAGCGGCACUGCUCCACCCGCGCUGCCGGCGGCGUGUGUGCGUCCAGGUGCGUACGUGGCUGCCGCCGCGGCCGCCUACCCCGACCUACCCGCCAGUCUCGGUGCAUUAGUGCUGCUGUCCCCCGGCAACCCUUCCACGAACCCGUUGGAUAAAGUCAAUCGCGUGCGACGGCGUCUGUUGCAGCGACAACGGGAUGAGCGGCGCGAGUGCGAGUGGAAGCAGCGCGCACGUCGUUCGCUGGAAGCGCAGAAGCAGCAGGCGGCAGGUGCAGCCGCAGCAGGAGCUGACGCACCGAAAGGAAUUACGAUGACGUCGCAGUCGCCACGGACGCCGCACCACACCGCAAACGGCGCCAGCGACCGCAAUGAUGGCGCGAACACACGCCUCCCCCACCCCCUCACAGAGCUACGCUUUUCCUUUGAGGACCUGAACCGCAGUACCGGACCGGGCACGGCCCGCAUGGGUGCCGGCGCCUCCCUCGACAUCCUGCGAUCGGCACGGCAACGCGUGCGGGAGUCUCCGCGGCUGCAGGACGUGCCAUUGAAGAACCAAGCCGUCUACGUGCGCGCUGCUCCAAACGACCUGGCUUCUGCGGCUGGUCAAAACGCCGAUGCGAGGGCACAAAGCGGCGGGAAGACUCUGGGGGUGAUGAACAGUGGAGCAGCGGCUUCUGCGUCUCGGCAGCCGCGGGAGCUAUGCGAUCCUUACACCGGUGUUGUCAUUCCUGCCUCCUUUGACUUUGCUGCGGGGCAGAGCCGCCCCGCCGUGGUCUUCUCCUGUGCGACCGGCAUCCCUUUCUUCCACGACCCCACCGCGCCGCGACCCAUCGCCGUCGUCGACGUUGCGCAACCGCUGCCGCUGUCGCCGCCGCCUCUGCUCUCGCCCACCGCGACGUACAUCCUGCCGAGCUCUUUGCAGCAGCCGCUUGCAAACGUCGCGCGGCAGCCCUCGCAGGCACGGCGCAGCUCCGUCCAGACCAACUCGUCGCUGGGCAGUUCCCACACAGUUUCCAUGGUGCCUACGAUACGCUUCCCACCAUCACCGCCCCCGCUUUUUUCUCUCCUUUCGACGACCUCCGUUGACACUGCGACCGUCGCGGCAACUAAAUCUGCAGCGGGACGAGGCAGCAAUCCAACACCCGAUCGUUCAGUCAACCCCUCAGGGUACGGCGCAAGCACGCCAGACGACGUCACGGGUAGACAUGCUCGCACCGAAACUGCGAGCUACCACGACGCGCGCCUCGCCUAUCCGAAUGCCGGCAACGACAGCGAACGCUGCGGCAAACACGAUGCCACCCUUAACAGAGCGUUUCCGCACUCGCCGGCCGAUCCACGACAGGAGUUGGUAACGCCUUUGGGGAGCAGCAGUGGCACCAGCGCCGUUAAUGCACUGACAGCCGGCGAGUAUCGGAUGCCGUCUGCUAUAACCGGAGGGAAUGGACCGCGCCAGCGGUGGCGGCCGCACGGAAGUGUAGUGAGUGGCGGUGGCGGUGUCAGUGGCUUCGAUGGAGCCACCACAGCUCUCAACGGCAAUGGCGCGGGCCUGCCGCCUCCGUGGCGGUGGCUGCACGGACCGUUGUCGCCCAGUGCUGUUUUUUCCGCUCGGAGCAGCGCCUCGGGUGGCAGCCGCGGUGGCCAGCGAGAACUGUCCAUCAGCGACGCAGUUGACGGGAGUGCUAUCAACAGCAAACCCGACCAUCCCGGCGGCGGCGGUGCUGCUGCGUAUCCGAGCCUCAGUGAGGGCAACGCCGUUAGCGGGUCCACCGCGGCGAUGGCAGCGCCGGUGUUCAACCUUCGCGGGCUCUCCAAUGCAUGUGAGGCGAAUUGGGCUGCCCUGCGCAACGCGACUCCGUGGCCACGCCCACGCGAGCCUGGCACCUCGCCUCUGCUAACGCUGACGGGCACCAACAACGCCGGUGCCACCACUGCUGCGCAGAUCCCGCGCUAUCCGAGCCUGGUGGCACCGUACGCUGCCCCGCGUAAUCCGCUGCAGCAGAACAUUCGCUACAACGCGUGGACCGCAGACGGCGUGGCGGCCUCCUCCGGCGCGGCCUGCGUCGUCCACGUCUUCACCAUCACACGCGAAAUGCUGCGCAGCGUGCACGAGUACGUCGCCCACCGGUGUGCGCAGCGGCACGAGAUGGCGGUGCGGGAACGGGAACGGGCACGGCAGCGACGCAUGAAGGACGCCAUGGCCGCGGGUGUGCUGACGCGCGACCUGCAGCGGUGCUUGCGCUGCCCGCACUGCGGAGUUGUCGGACAAAUUUUGAAGUCGGUGCCGUCACGCAGCGCAGGGGGGCCGUCGCUGCCGCAGCGGUCGCAGCCGCACGCGCAGACGCCUCACCAGCUGUCGCAGUCCGUGAAUCAGGUGCGUGGGAUGAGCAGUUCCCCGCACAGCUUCCGGGCUUUGCGUGUCAGCGCCUCCGCAUCCAGCUUUGAUAUGGAGACGCAGAAACAGCUAACCCAGCAGCCACAAACGGAGCGUGGAAGGCACGCACUGGCGUAUUCGGAACGGGCGUCACCGCAGCACGUGAACAUGGCCCCGCCGCCGCACGCACCGUCGACGGCGUCAACCGGUAGCAGCACCGCACACCCGUCUGUUGCCCACCCCCUUAACACGAACUGUGACGUCAAUGCGCCGGACAAGAUAACGAUGGAGCUGCCGGGACACGACGCCUUUCGGGAGGGAGCCGCAGGGACAGUGGAGGAAGAGGAAGUCCACGUUGCUCGUUCCGUCACGCACGCUAUUGGCAACAAGGAGGUAACGCACGAAGCGGAGAGCGCUACAACGAUAACACCUAUUUCGACAUCGCCACCUACGUUGGGUGGGCCGUCGGGGCACAACAGUUCGCUGCCGCCGCUGCCGCCCACCUACGCGACACAGCACGCACGGCUAGUUUCGCGGACGCAGAGCAUGACAUCACCAAACGAUAACACCGGUUUUCCAUCCACCGCAUUUUCGUCGCAGAAGUCGCCCCCACAAAGCGCUGCCGCGUUGGCUUCACGCGCUGCCCCGCUUCCGGAGGUGACGACAGCUGUACCAUCGGUGGCGAUCGGAACCCCGAACAAGCGCCGACCCUCGCCCACUUUCACAGCGAACACGGCCACCGGGCCGACCGCUGACAACGCCGAGGCCAACGUGGAGGUCCCAUUGGAGAAGUCCGGCGGCAGUCGCGAGCUGUCGCGGUCGUUUGCAGGCCUCCAACCGCAGCGCACCUCCAGCUCGCAGCCGGAUUUUCAGCGGUACUCCGCGUCAUCGUUCCACAACGGCGUAUUCUCGAGCGACUCCCACUACAGUCUAUCACAUGUAAUUUGGCCGCGAGCGAGCCAGGAGCGAGAGGAGAGCAGCCUACGUGACUCGAUCCGCACAUCCGAUGGCUCGCCUGGCGUACCGGUCCGAGGCAACGUCAGAAUCGUCAGCAUCAACGGCGAGGAGGAGGAGGAGGAAUUCCGCCAACACGUCCCUCCUCUGCAUUCUUCCUUUGGGCUGGUGCGCCGCUAUGCGCCGACGCCGCCGCCGCCCUCGUACUCGUCUCUUCCAGAAGGCUUCCUGACCCCGUUAACAGUAUCAAUAGGUCGCCAGGAUUCUACGUCUCCAACCCUGGCAGAGUUCACCGUGGGCGGUCAUGCCGCGACGAACCCUGCUGCUGCCGUUGUUGCGUCGGCGUACACCAAACGUCUCCUCUCUCCCUCGUCGCCGUCUCUGUUGCCGGCCGGUGCCAACGUGCUGCCGCCGCUCGCUACCUACGGAAGCAACAGCUCUUUCUCCAUGCCUCCCACCGCGAAUACGUCACGGCAAGCGACGCGACCACCACCACCACCACCACCACCACCACCAGCGGGCUUCCGCACCAGCGGCAACGGCUCCUUUGCCGCUUCCACGCAGGUUUCUGCCUUUACGCCCGCCGUGCCGCCCCUGGCACCGUUGGGCACACCGCUGAUAGGGGACACCGGUGCGCACAGUAACGCGAAUAGCGGCAGUAACGCCAUGCAGUCUCGCGAUUUCUUUGGGGAGUCUGUGAGCGCGACGAUGAACCGCGAGUCCUGUGUGUUGCCGCGGCGCUACGUGUGUCAGAGCUGUCACCGCGACGUGGUCCCGAAAACCUCCAUGGUGAGCCUGGCGUUGCUCGAGGAUCGCGCGCUGUCGAAGUCCGUCAACGAGGCCGCCUUAUCGGCGCUGAUGAGCGACAAGACGGACCACACGCACUUCGACGAGUCCUUCGGCGUGCUGGCCUUUGAUGACCUUCUUCAGGACGAUGCCCUGAUCUACGCGUUGCAGGCGUACCUGCAGGAGUCACUCAUGCUGCCGGCAACGCGUCCGCCGCGACCGCCACGGACUGCCGCAACGCCCUUAAUGCCGGACGCAGCCUCUGCGGCUCCAACUUCCGUGGUGUCCCCAAAUCCACAUUUUGUGCCGAGUGGCUCUCUGCUCUCCGAUUUGGCGGGGCCGAAAAAGACGGAGAUGCGGUCCCCCACGCUACCUCCCUCUGCGUCCGCUUCUUCUGCCUUUGGUGGUGUUGGUGCUGAAGGAAAGGCGAAGGCGACUGACAUGAACUCGAUCGAUGCGUCCCGCGUACAGCUCCUCGGUGCGCUGUGCCCCACCGGAGAGGGUGCUCCGCAGAUCAUCAUAGAGGGGACGUCACACAAUGCGGACCUACCGACGAAGGAUAUCAAGCUGCAGGGGUCACUGGCAGCGCGCGCCAACACCAGCGCCGCCGCCGCCACCACCACUGCGUUAUCGUUGCAGGGGCCCUUGCCGUCGUUUGCGCGGCUGUCGUUGCAGUCGUUGUCCUCCUCGCCGUCAUCUUCGUCGGUGCCGUGCUCCGCCCGUCCGAAGACAACUGCACCGGAGGAGGACGACAAUAAUGAAGACCACGCCGCUGUCGCUGCGGAGGAUCGUCUUGUGCGUAAGUCCACAAAGGCGAUGAUGGCGACCGCGGCGGCGGCGCCGGUGCUGCUGCGCUUGUGUGUGCCGUGCUGUGGCUUGAAGGUGAGCGUGUGGGACUCUGCGAGGCCGCGGACGCCUGCCGCGCCGCCGCAGUUAGACGGAAGCGUGAGCGCGGGGCAGGUGCCGGACACGACGAUAACUCCCGCAGAAAACGCAACACCCAAGACGCCGUUGCAGCGAAGAAAGUCCGUCGGCAAAGAAGGCGGACGACGACAGUCAAGAAAGACCGCCUGCCCUCCACCGACGAUACCCCGCAUGCGCGAGGAUGCCGCCACGCGAGGCCUGACGCAGUCUGCGCUGCUUAUCAAGAAGGAAGUCCCCGCCACGAAACACGUAGGAAAGGAGGCCGCCGCGGCAUCUGCAGAGGCGCAGCGUGGACGGGGCAGCAGGGCGACUGCGGCAGGUGCGUCACGUCGACCGUCGACUCGCCGAGAUGGACGACAGACGGAGACUCCGGUGGCUGCCCGAGGAGAGGAAGGAGGGGGAGUCGCCGCCGCGUCUUUUGGCGCUGCGCAGGAGCUCAUUAAAUCGAGUAAAACGGUGAUGCAGGACACCGACGCGUCGAAGCGACACCGCGUACAAAUCAACUCCCGCAUGCGGCUGGACGCGACGAGCAUCAAUCGCAUCUGGGAACGUGUGUUCACGCAAGACAAGAGCAGCGCCGUGGCGGCGGUCGCUGCAGGUCGUGACAAGGCGCGCGCCAAACGACUGAAGACGCUUGGAGAGGAAGCCGCACACACUCCUCCUGCGAAGGCGAAGGCUUUGGAGGCGGGUGCGGCGAAAUCCACUUCGGAGUCGCCGCGGGCUGCCCCGGCAGCGCCUUCCUCUGCAGCGUCCCUUGCACCCGCUGUCAAUGCGCCCGCCCGCAUCCACCAACACAUUGGCAUCGAUCUCAGCACGUACGACGACUCCAGUCUUGUCUUGAAGGUGGAAUUGGCCUAUCCUCGCUUACCGGGCGGCAACGUGCGCCAGCUCCUGCACGAAUGGGGGACAACCUACCAGCCACACCCGGUGCUGCUCGAGGCGGUGAUCCGCAACAUUGUGUACGGCGUGCUGACGCAGCUGCACACUCUACACGCGGCAGGCUACACCAGCGGCAACGUGAAGGCCACCAAUGUGUUUCCGAUGUGGCAUCUGAUGAAGGCGACGAGGGAGUCGGGGAUGAAGAUGCCGCCAUGUGCUGCUGCCACUGCUGGUGAUGCGGCCGCGGAGGCACAUGCACGGGACAUGGGCGAAGGCAAAGGAGACCAAGACAAUCGACCUGGUCACGUGCAGGACGGUGCCAACGCCGCGCGGGGCAACGAUUCAUUGUUGCGAGCGACAGAGCAAGUGGGCCGGUCUCCGCCAACUGACACCGCUGCGCUUUUACGGCUACGACGCCCUUCACAGUUGUGGUCCACGUCGGUACUGCAGCAUCAAGCGGCGAAGGAGUCGCCCCCAUCGCUGGGCAACACAGCCGCACAGUCCGCUGGCCGUGCGAGGAAGCGGGGGACUCACAAAAAGGACUCGUUGACCUCACCAAUGCCGCAUGGAAUCGCCCAGCCGGAACCGCGACAACCGCAGGAGACACAAGGCGGAGUGGCGCACCGGAGCACGGGCACCAAGGCGCCAGAGACGACUACAUCAGUGGAGGGGACCCACAAGCAGACAAACAGCCUCAGCGAGUCUAAUGCCUCCAGCUAUGAGGAAGGUGCCAGUCGAAGCGCUGAAGAAGAGCGCCAACAUCGGUCGAUCGCUACAGCCUCCACCGUGUACUCGCCCGCCGUCGCACCCCAACAGCUCGCUUCCCCUGCGACAGAGCAGAAGGGUGGCGACACACCACCGACGGCGGAAGCGCUGUCGAUGCCGGAUGCGAUGACGGCUCACUUCGUGAGUAGCGACAUCCGAAGCGGCAGCGGUAUCUUUCCCUUUUCUCCUGCACAGGGAAUGACCUCCUCCUCCUCGGUAUCAAGCCGUCGAGGGCGUGGGUUCAGCAUCGACGACAGCGUUAUCCCCAUCGUUCCGCGCCGGAAGAGCACCGGUGCGGAGGCGGGCGGCGGACGUCGCACGCAAAGUGCCGGCCCCGCAGACCCGUCUCGUCGCGGCAGCGAGAGCACGCACAGCCGCAGCUGGGAGGAGCAGGAGGAAUUGGUGCCGCUUCUUGUGGAGGUGGUGACUCCAUCUUCGAUAUCUAUCGCAGGAACAGCCGACCACGGUGGUGGUGGUGGUGGUAGCCUUUCUGUGUCUUCACCGCUGCCCAAGAUGGCUGCUGCGUCACCUCGACCGCCCGUUCCAACGGCCGAGUCCGCCUCGUCCGCGAUGCCGCGCCACGGCCUGCCAAAACGACGUGGAGAUGUUUCCAGCCCGACCAGCGACUCUAAAUUCACUUUCAAUUACUCGCCUGCGUGGAUGGAGGAGACGCACCGGCAGCGGUACGUGCGAGGGGCGCGGCUCAUCCCACCUGCCCGCGUGCUGCUGCCUUCUCUUAGCGCCGGUGCUCAGGAGGCCGGGGGACAGAAACGCAAAUACGAGGAUCGGCAGAGCAGCUCGGCGAAGGCCCCCCUGUUAUUGCCGUCCAAGGACGCGUUCGGUGAGAGCACCAAUGAGGAAGAUAACUGGCCAACGGGUGGGGCGCACCCGCUGCUGGCAAGCGGACCUACUGGUGCGGUGCCACGGCCCAAGUCACGCCACUACAGCCACACUGGGAGUCUGUCCAGCAAAUCCAAGGCGGCCGGUCGGUCCUCCGAGAACGAGACGGACGGCGAUGGCGGCGAUGGCGACGGCAGCACGCUCGACCCGCUGCAGUGGUCGCAGCAGGUGAUGCUGAUCGAUAACCUCGGCACACGUGUGGAGACGGCGCUGUGCCUGGCCAUGACAAAGGUGCUCAUCCUCCACCCUCCGUGUCCGGCACACCGCCCCACACCGCCCGCCGCAUCGAAGGAGGACAAGGGCGACGCUCAGGAGGGGAAGAAGGCCGCAAGCAGAACAAACGGCAAUCCUCCGCCUGGAGGUGCUGGUAGCGGCAAGUCACUCAAUUUGUAUGUACCGGAUCUUAAAGUCGCACCGCCUGCUCAGCCGGUGCUGUUUGGCAUUCAAGAGGCGGAAUACGUGCCCCCGCCAGAGACCAUGCGAUGUGCGCGCGACGAGGCAAAGGCGCUGUGGCGUCUGUGGCGGCAACAACAGCAAGUUCCGCAGCGCCAAGCACCGUCUCCUCUGUUUUCUACCCCACAUGGCGAUCGCAGCGCCGGCAUUACAGUGGAUGACUCCGAAGCGGCGCAGAUGGAGUACGUUGUCGCGCAACUGGCGGAGCAGGCGUGCCCUGCAACGAUGCUGCGCAACACACUGGACCCCUACCCCUUCCAGAUGCCCGCUGUGGACAUCUGGCAGCUGGGCAUGAUGGCACUGGACCUCGCUGACGGCCCGGUGCCGACGACGUGGCUGAAGCAGCGAGAGCCAACUCCGCGGCUCAGUCCGUAUCCGUGGUCCUCCUACUUUCAGUCCUUCGUGUCGCGCUGCCUGCAGCUUCAGCCGGAGAAGCGAGCGACGACGGAAGAAUUGCUGCAUCACCCAUGGUUCCGCGUCGCGCUCGUCCCGCAAGUAACCGGCGGUGGCGGUGCGCCCGAUCGGCGGGGCAACCGCCUCCCAUCCGCCGCCUUCUCGCGAACCCCACCUUCGCUGUUGCCGCACCCGGUGUCGCUACCACGUGUUCCCUGUGUGAUGGGCGUUGACUGUCUCACGGCAGAGGAGCAGAAAGAGUGGGAGGGGUUUGACUACACGUUGCUCUACGCCAACAGCGAGGAGGUGCCUCCGCUAACGGCAGCGGCGGGUUCGCCGGUCAGCAACUUGGUCAACGGAGUAAGUCGCCUGCGCCGCGCCUCGGCCGACUCCCCGGCAGUCUCAGCCACCGAUGCUGCUGCUGCUGCUGCUGCUGCUGCUGUGGCGGGGCACGACAGAAUCGGAGGUGCUCACGCAGGUGGCAGCAGCAAUGUGGGAGGACUCGCCGCGGUGUCCACCGGCGGGGACAGCACGGAGGCUUCGCAGUCCUUCGGCCUUGGUACGGGAAACAACACGGGCGGUGCUUCUCAUGUCCGCGUAAGGACUACGACGACGGCGGCGGCGAUCCACACCAACAAUAAAAUGCACAAAGGCGGCAGCAUCAACACUGCCGUGGCCGGCGCGUCAGAUGCGGAGUUCACGGCGUUGUCGUCGGUCGAUUUGACGCAGUACUUCACUCGCUUUGCGGCGCUGCAGUGGCGACGGCAGCAACAACAGUCUAUUGCCGCCUCGCUCGCUGUCUCAUUUCCAGGAAUCGGUGCAAACCGAGGCGGUGGAGGGGCAGCUCCUUUGGCGGAGACGGCGGGACCUACAGCACUGGACACGCGAGGGUUCGGCAGCAGCGUGUUCAUCACCUCUUUCUUUGAGCACUCCCUCCCCAUCUCCGCCGAAGAUGUGCUGACGAUGCUGCGGCAGUCGUCGUCGAACUCGCGCUACCUGCAACUUGGCUCGCCGCGGCAAAGCCUGUACAACAUGCUGUCUCCUCGACCGCCUCAGCCAGCCACGGCGCUGAUGGCUUCACAGACUCAGCAGACAGACAGCGCGGUUCCCCCGCUGCCGCUGCUGGGGAGCAGCAGCUCUUUUGGCGCGGCCCUCAAGGGACUUCCGUACGGCCUCCCCAGUGCGUUGAGGGCGACCGGCAUGAACGCGCCUUCGCCGGCCGCACUGCCCGCCGCGAGUGGUGGUGGCGGCAGCGUUGCCAUGGUUGGGCUGCCGUCCGCCUAUGUGCCGCUGCGAGACCCGCGCUUCGGUAGCCCGAUGAACAGUUUGAACACCGCCACAACACCUACCUUUGCCGCUGGAGGAGGUAAUGACUUUGUCUCAUCACGGUGGGUGAGCGUGACCGGCGAUCCUUCAUUCGGUUCCACCGCACUGGCUGGUCAGCAAAGCUCGCAGCGGGCCGACUCCUCAUCACCAUUGUUUCAAGCGAGUGCGCGAGACACGCCAACACUGUUUAGCACAGCUGUGACGGCACCUUUAACCCCGGCUGGCGUCGACGCACGUCGCUCGUACUCGGACCGGUUCGAUCCCCGCUCGGCCAACCUCUCCGACGCGGACCGUCGCACCGACGGCGAGGACGUGGAGGUCGGCAGUGACAGCAGCUACAUCGACAGCGACAGCAGCGACAGCGAGGAGGACGACAGCGACGACAUCAGCUACGGGGAGCAAUCCACUCGCAGCAGCAGCAGCGGUCUUGCUUACGGAAAGGCAGAUUACACCCGUCAAGGGAGCUCUGGCGUGCGCAGCAACCACAGUCACAUUCGAAGUUUGGUUAACAUCGUCGACGAAUCGCGCUCGGCAAAUCGAGGGGGCGGUGAGGUGCCGUACCGAAGAAACGAUGUCGUAUCACACGGCGACGCCCAGGGCAGAGCAUCACGGACUCCCGGCGUGCAGCUGGCGCAGAAUCCCGAAUGGGUCACGGGUGGCGUUGGAGGCGCGGCGAUGGAUCGGGCACCGUCGAACAUCGCAGGACUUACCCAGCUCUUCUCUUCCGCGUCUGUUGCGGUGAGUGACCGCACGAGUAAGCGGCCGCAGCGGCUAGGUUCGGCAACGCCUGGGCUUCAAGGUGUUGCGGCCGAUGAGCGCCACUGUCGCUCCCCCGGCGCCGUCCCACGACGCCGUCCGCGCCACCUGCUCUUUGGCGUCAUCGCCACGAGUCUAGCACGGCUGUCGACCGUCAUGGGGUCAGCGAGUGACACCGACAGCGACGACAGCAGCGAUUCCAGCGACGCCGACUCCGCUGCGUACGGUGAAGGCCGCCUGAACGAGUGCAGCAACAGCUUCCCGGACAGUGCACGCAGUGGACGCCGGCGGACGGAGAACUUCCGCGACGCCGCCUGGGAGGACUUGGCGUUGCGCACGAGUUGCACCAUCUCCGCCGCUGCAGAGCACCGCAGCCACACCAUCGCCAAUAGCCGAUUUACUCCUCUCUCCACCCUCAACCCGUACGCUCGCGUGUACGGCGAGGAGGAGCCUUCUAGCGCGGACGAGAACGACGACGAUUCGCGGUACGAUGUCGAGGUGCAGAGUGAUGAAAUUCUGCGCUGCUUCUCGGCACUGCAGCGUGGGUGCCCGAUGGCAGUGAGCUUGUGGUGCGUGCGCGUGCUCCAGCAGGCUACCCUCCACCCCCGCACCUCAGCUGCCGCGGGCCGCUUGUUAGAACGGGUGGAGCGCGACGUGGUGGGUGGAGCGGGGGCGAAGAACUUAGCGUGGCUGUCUACCAAGAACUCGCUGGCGAUCGCUGGUACGACAGCAGGGCGGCGGAACGGCGAUGAAAGGGUCCCUGCCACCUCCGUGCCGAGCACCGUCGCUGUGGCAGCGGAAGCCGCGACCUCGGUGACGGCCCCGUCGCCCUCGCAGACGCCGCCGCCGGUGCAGGACACCUGUCCGAGCACGUUCCACAACUACGAGUUGGCCAAGUGGCUUUACGCCUCCCACCAGACAAUACCGCGGUGUGUCUGA